This is a messenger RNA of Rotaria sordida, 552 nucleotides long. The record is from the annotation of a GenBank genome assembly. NCBI's taxonomy places the organism in Eukaryota, Metazoa, Rotifera, Eurotatoria, Philodinida, Philodinidae.
AUGUAUUAUUAUAGUGGUAUUUUUUGGAUGUUAAUUUAUUUUAUAUUAUCUGUAUAUGGUGAACGAGAUCUAUUCGGAAAAAAAUGCAAACGUGCAUGUGAUACUAAACAUGGUACAUUCGAUUGUUGGAAAGCAACUACAAAUGGAUUUACUUAUGGUUUAUCAACAGCUAUGAUUGAUUAUUGUGAAGUAAUAUUGAAUCUUCGUCAAAUAACCAAUGAUAAAAUAUCUUGGUAUAAUAUUAGUCGUGAUAUACUUAUUCAACAAAUUAUUCAAUACGAUCUUGAUCCAAAAGUUCAUCAAUUGACUAAGAAUGAUAUUCAAGAAGUUGCGAUAUCACUUCUUAAUAAAUGUUUUUAUACAACAUCUAUAUCUUCUUCUUUGCAACCAUCAUGUCCAUCAUGUUCUAUAAAACAAAUCAACUUAAUAAAACAAUGGCGUGUAAUAUCACUAUUUCUUAUAUCUAGUUGUGUUCUUUUCAUUGUUAUUAUUUUAUUCUUAUAUACAUUCCAUACUCAUAUAAAUCAUUAUUCAUAUGAAUCGAUUAGUUAA